Molecule: messenger RNA, 4758 nt
Organism: Anoplopoma fimbria (sablefish)
Lineage: Eukaryota; Metazoa; Chordata; Actinopteri; Perciformes; Anoplopomatidae
Gene: asap2b
Product: ArfGAP with SH3 domain, ankyrin repeat and PH domain 2b
Biological process (GO): positive regulation of GTPase activity
Cellular component (GO): cytoplasm
Molecular function (GO): GTPase activator activity; protein binding
Source: RefSeq, a predicted model, not a curated record
GGGACGGCCGUCUGCAGGCGUCUCCUCUCCUCUGCGGAUCACAGCCGCUCAGCCUCCCGCAGCCUGAGCACACCUGAAGGAGCAGAGAGCCAUGAGGAUCUGUGCGGGCUGCGUGUGAGCCGUGCACCAGGUGAGCUCACCUGCGGACUGUUUACCUGCAGCAGCACCAUGCCGGAGCUCAUCAGCGUCACGGAGUUCAUCCAGGAGACCAACGAGGACUACAAAGCUCCCACCACCUCCAGCUUCAGUACCCGGAUGUCCCAGUGCAGGAACUCAGUGUCCGCUCUGGAGGAGGCUCUGGACCUGGACCGAUCCGUUCUCUACAAGAUCAAGAAGUCUGUGAAGGCCAUCAACACGUCGGGUCUCGCUCACGUGGACAACGAGGAUCAGUACUUUCUGUCUCUGGAGAAAUUCGGAGACAACUGCGUCCACCGGGAGGACGCCGAGGUCGGCUCCGCCUUCCUCAAGUUCUCCGUCUUCGCCAAAGAGCUGACGGCUCUCUUCAAGAACCUGCUGCAGAACAUGAACAACAUCAUCACCUUCCCUCUGGACAGUCUGCUGAAGGGAGACCUGAAGGGAGUCAAAGGGGAUCUGAAGAAGCCGUUCGACAAAUCCUGGAAGGAUUAUGAGACCAAACUAGCCAAGCUCGAGAAGGAGAAGAGGGAGCACGCCAAGCAGCACGGGAUGAUCCGCACCGAGUUCAGCGGAGGAGAGAUCGCCGAGGAGAUGGAGAAGGAGAGGCAGCUCUUCCAGCUGCAGAUGUGUGAGUAUCUCCUGAAGGUGAACGAGAUCAAAGUGAAGAAAGGCGUCGACUUCCUGCAGAACCUCAUCAAGUAUUUCCACGCUCAGUGCAAUUUCUUCCAGGACGGACUGAAGGCUGUGGAGAGUCUGAAACCUUCUGUGGAGAAACUGACCUCAGAGCUGACCACGAUCAAGCAGACUCAGGACGGCGAGAGGAAACAGCUGACUCAGCUCCGAGACGUCCUGAAGGCGUCUCUGCAGUCCGAGCAGAAGGAUGACGCUCAGGCCAAACAGAGCGCCGGCUACAGCCUCCACCAGCUGCAGGGCAACAAGGCCCACGGCACCGAGUACUCCGGAGUCCUCUCCAAGAGGAGUGAGGGGCUGAGGAAGGUUUGGCAGAAGAGGAAGUGCUCAGUGAAAAACGGUUUCCUGACCAUCUGUCACGGAACGGCCAACGCACCGCCGGCCAAACUCAACCUGCUCACCUGCCAGGUGAAGAGGAACCCGGACGAGAAGAAGAGCUUCGACCUGUUCUCACACGACAGGACCUAUCACUUCCAGGCCGAGGACGAAGCCGAGUGUCAGGUAUGGGUGUCGGUGCUGCAGAACAGCAGAGAGGAGGCGCUGAAGGAGGCGUUCAAAGGCGUCCAGGACGACGGAGAGAACAACAUCGUCCAGGAGCUGACGAGAGCCAUCGUAGGAGAAGUGAAGAGGAUGAGCGGCAACGACGGCUGCUGCGACUGUGGGGCGCACGGUCCCACCUGGCUGUCCACAAACCUGGGGGUCCUGAUCUGUAUCGAGUGCUCGGGGAUCCACAGGGAGAUGGGGGUCCACUACUCCAGGAUCCAGAGCCUGGACCUGGAUGUGCUGGGGACCUCUGAGCUGCUGUUGGCGAAGAACGUGGGAAACGCCAGCUUCAACGAGAUCAUGGAGGCCGACCUGUCGGUCACUAAACCCGAUCCGACCAGCGACAUGCAGACGAGGAAGGACUUCAUCACGGCCAAGUACACCGAGAAACGCUUCGCCCGGCGGCUCUGUGCCGACGCGGCGUCCAGGCUGCAGGUUCUGUACGAGGCCGUCAGGAACCAAGACAUCCUGUCCCUGAUCCAGGUCUACGCUGAGGGGGUGGACCUGCAGGAGUCCAUCCCUCAGCCCAGCGAACACGAACCCGGAGAGACGGUUCUCCACCUGGCGGUCCGUAUGGUCGACAGGAACUCCCUCCACAUCGUGGACUUCCUCGCCCAAAACAGCGGGAACCUGGACAAGCAGACGGCCAAAGGAAGCACCGCGCUGCACUACUGCUGUCUGACGGACAACAGCGAGUGUCUGAAGCUGCUGCUGAGAGGAAAGGCUUCAGUGUCCAUCACAAACGAAGCGGGAGAAACGCCGCUGGACAUCGCCAAACGCCUCCGACACACUCUGUGUGAAGAACAGCUGACUCAGGCUCAGACGGGGAAGUUUAACGUCCACGUUCACGUCGAGUACGAGUGGCGUCUCCAGAACGACGACAUGGACGAGAGCGAGGACGAGAUGGAGGACAAGCCGAUCCCAAACCGGCGUGAGGAGCGUCCGGUCAGCUGCUUUGUGCCGGGCGGCGGCCCCAUACACCCUCACAACAUGGCGUCGGUGGCCCGGGACGCCGCCAACCUGGCGAGGGACAAGCUGAGGCCUCAGGUUCCGAGCGUGAUGAUCAGCAACGAGACCUACGGCACCAUGCUGGACCUCAACCUGCCGCCUCCGGGGCCGACGCCGCCGCUGCCACCCAGAGGACCCAACCGAGGUCCAGGACCAAAUAAACCUGUUGCCACGGAAACCUUCGGGAGACAGCGGUCGUCCUCCGACCCCCCGAACCCUCAAACCCCUGAGAGGAACUCCUCCAUGUACGUGCUCCCAGUAGCUCCUCCUCCUCCAGUGAACAAGAGGUCCAGCAUGUUGGAGACCAAGACCCUCUCAGCCCGGAACACCCCCCUCCCCCUCUGCCCCUACCAGCAGCAGGACUCCCCCGGUCCCCCAGUUCCUCCAGUCCCACCAGCACCCACCAUCCCACCGGCACCCCACUACAAAGCUCCGCCCCUCCCACCCCUAGUCCCCCUUCACCAGACCAGCAAACCACCGGGACCACCGGGACCACCAGGACCACCUGGACCCAAGACCCACAAAUCACCCACUGGAUCAGUGAAACAUCCUCCUCAGAGACCUCCUCUCAGGACGGCAUCGGUGGACAAACGAGGGUCAAAGGCCAAAUCCCCACAAGGCUCCGGUCCUCCAACACCCAAACCCAGAAGCACCUUCUCCAAGCUGAAGCCUAAGCGGGUGAAGGCCAUCUACAACUGUUCGGCUGAUAAUCCAGACGAGCUGACGUUCACGGAGGGGGAGGUGAUCGUGGUGGAGUGGGAGGAGGACAGCGAGUGGUGGUUUGGUCACGUUGAAGGAGAUCCGACCAGGAAAGGAGUGUUUCCUGUCACCUUCGUUCACUUCAUCACAGAGUGACGGCCUCAGGUGUGAGCGGAGAGAGAAGCCCCGCCCCCUUCCUACUGCUCACCUGUAGACUCGCAGAGACCUGAACCGGACCGCCACACAAACAGACCGGCCCAGUUUCCCCUCCUAGAACCAGAGACUCCAUCUUUACCAGCUUCCUGUUUCUGUCCGUGUUCAAACUCACAAAACUUUAUUGUAAAUUCUGACAAAGUUUGACAAAAGAAUUCUGACCCAGCAGACGUGAAGAAAACCAGACCAAUAGAUCCAGAGAAACCUUUCACACUUUGUUAUAUUUGAUACCACAGUGUUCUUUAGUGCAUCAAACCAGGUCCAUAAAGAAACCUCUUUUUUCCCAGUUUGGAGGGAGGUUCCUGGACUCAACACCUUGAGGAAGAACAGAAACAGCUUCUGAGUUUAAAGCUGCAUGAACCCUCUAGAGUCUGUUUUUAACGUCGGAGCGCCCUCUAGUGACCGAAGUGAUUAAAGAGCUAAACCAACACAGGACUAUGAACCAGGAGACGGCGGUUCAAGUCCCGCUUGAGACCAAAAUUCCACGCCGACUUAUUUUAACUUAAACUUGAAUCAAACAUACUUAUUUCAUCCUGAACCUAUGUUUACCUUUUCCUCACUAUUAAUAAUCUAAUAGAGUUCUGCAGGAGGACGGAUUUCUGUAGUCCAACAGGAAGUCAUCAUCACCAGUUCCCUCCACGAACAGCCAAUCAGACUCUUCCAUUUGAUUCUGGAUUAUUGCAGAAAAUCAUCUCUGUGCUAAAAUCUCUUCAGUUUGUGUAAAACACUUAGAACCAGAAACAGAUCCAGAAAAAAACCCAUUUGAGACGAGUGAACAGGAAAUGAUCUAAGGGAUUUACCCACAAUUCAUAGCAGUGUGAUGUUAAAUGCGGGGUUACUAGUGGGAGCAUGGAGACGUAAAAAAAGGUAAACAGAGAGGAUGAAACAUGUGAGUUCAGCCUGGAAACAUUAAGGAUUAAAAUGGAACAUAAAACAUGAAAUCAGAGGAAUGGAAGCAGAGAUUAUAAUAAACAGACAAAAACGAGUAAAUAGAUUAUUUAAAAUCAUUUAAUUUAUCUUGUGAGGAACGAAUCUAGAAAACGUUUAAAUCAGUGAGCAAAAAAUACAAAAACUAAAUAAAUAGAAAUACUGGUUUUCGGCCUCAUUCCUGCAGCCUUCCUCUCACUCCUCACCCCUAAACCCAGAGUUCCAGCCAAUCAGAGGCAGAGCCGGCCGGGCCACGCCUCCUCCACAGCAGGAACAUAAUACAUGUGUAGGGACGACUCAGGUUGAGAAGUGAACAUAAAGACUGAAACCAGAAGCUCUGUGUGGUUAUAGAGAGUUUAUGAAUAUGGUUAAUCUGACGUCUGUGUCUCCAUGUUUGUCUCUGCUGUCUUUAGUAUUAUUUUAACCUUUAACCUUUAAGGGAAAUCUCUCCUAUUUGAUUUUAUUAUCAUUUUAUUAUAAUGCAUCAUUAAAAACACCUGAAAUACUCCACACAGUGAAUGUGUAAUGUGAUUUAUUUUCUUA